AUGGCUACCCAUGACCAGCUCAAUCCACUCUCUGCUUUCAACCAACAAGCCUUUGAAGAUCCAUAUCUCUCAGGCCCUUCCGAUCUAGAAGAGUUUGGCUUUGAACAGCAACAGCAUACACCAAGUGUUUCGUCUGCUGAUCCGCCAAGUCGCUUAUCCUCGUUAUCACCCGCUGACCAGAAGCUUUCGAGCGAUGCGUCAAUGCAUAACUAUGAGUACAACGACGCUCCAUUCGACGAUUCCAGAUAUAUUGACUUCAAUGGACCGGGAUCUACUGAUCCUCUUUUCCUAGACGAUAUGCUAUCAGUCGAGGAUGGUCAGGUUUCGGCCUUUCCAAAUGUGGAUACUUAUAUCCAGACGAAAAGCGAGUACCAAGAGAACGAGGACCAGAAGCCAACUCAGCGUCAACUUCAACCCUCCAGGUUAGCUAUUCCGGAUUCUGCCUACAGUAACGACAACUCUCAGGGACACAAUCGUACAAGGUCGGCACCAUCACUCAGUCCUAUAGUCAAGAUAUCUCAGGUUCACCGGGGUGACUCCCCCACAAGAGAAAACGAUGGAUGGAACCCACUCAAGAACAAGCGCUCGUCAGUCCACUUGUCUCCCACGGGUGGUUCCGCAGAUGACAGUGAUGAUCAAAACGAAGAGAUCAGUAAUAGUCAGCGGAGUUUGUCGCCUUCUCGAGCCGAAGAUGGUUCAUGGAUUCCAGAUGCAUCGACUGGUCAGGCAGGCGUCGACCCCUACGCUCGGAAUGAUGAAUUUGGCCCUAGCCCAAAGGACCUAGAGGAGCAACGUCAGCUUGCUGAGAAAGAAGUCGAUAUCCGUAUAUGGUCCGCCUCGGUGUCUGUCGCGAAUAGUGAAGCAGGCGAUGAUUCUAGUCCGUGGGAAGCACCUCGAGGCAGAACCCGGGCCGUUAGUGCUGUUGAAACACGACAAGACUACUUCAGCCUCAUGAGACCCGACGACUCUCGCAUCCCAGGGCCUGGGCGACUCAUACACGAACUAGAUCCAGGAAGCGAUUUUGAAACUUUGUCUAACAUCUCUCAUGCAGAUUCUCAUGACGGACUGCCUGCUCUCGACUACAUCCCAGAAGAAAACCAGCUUGCCGAACAACUCAAUCGAGCAUAUCCAUGGAAGGACGAACCUCGAUACUCAUUUCCACUUGCGAUAAAGACUCAACCAGAAACCUCACGAUCGGCAAUGCAACUAUACGAGGAAAUGGCUAAAGAGAUGGACAAGGCUUCUCGUGUUGGUACCUGGGGUUCUUCGCGGCGGAGGCUUAAUGAUGCUGAAGUCGACAGUCUCUUGAAAUCAGAUAGCUUCUUUAAGAAUCUUUCUCUCAACACGGCAGCUAUCCGCAAACUAUUACCGAAGCGAAGUAGCAAUUCCUUGAAAGAUAAGAGACGAUAUUUUAGACAACCAAGCUUUGAACCAGAGCCGACCGAUCCACCCCAGAAGAAGGAGUCGGGUAUCGCUGCUAGACUUUCACGCCGGCCAAGUUUGAAUCGUCCCAAAUCCCCCACUCACAUUAUGGCUGCUGCCAUCGCUGGCUCAAUGGCUGCCAGUAUUGGAAGUCACAACUCACUUUCAGCCAGGUCGCCAGUGAGUCCUGGCGGAGGGUCGCUUAGUGCAGUAGUGCCUUGGAGCAGAUCAAGAAGCAAGAGUGAAGGCUCGGGACCAACGCCACUAAUCAGAUCACUGGCUAUACCAACCCUAGAACAACGGCAGGGAGCACAACAAAAGUCCUCCCCUUUGGUUGAGUCUCGGGCAUCCGUAGGACUGGACGCUGAUGAAGACGACGACGAUGACUCUUCUGACGACAAGGGUAUAUUCAUGGACUUAGCACCCACAUUGCAGCAGAUCGUACCGACAUUGGAGGGCUUCAAACGGCAAAUUUCUCUCUUGGACCCACGGCUUGAACCUGCUUUACUACAACGUUUUGCCAUUGAACAGUUACGUCGUUACAAGAAGUUGAUUGAUGAGCAAUCCAGACACGUUGCACUAGCCCAAUCAGGACACUGCGAUGCUGGCGAGAGAUGUUUUGCGUCUGGUGGUCGUGCCAAGUUACUUCCUCCCCGGGCGAAUGCCAAAGAUCCUGGCGCUACUUAUUGCCAGUUCCAGAUUCCAGGUCAUGAAAAUAGCGAUGACGACGAUGAGUUUGACGAGGAGAACAAUCAAUCUCUUGAGAAUUCUAUUAUACCCGCCGUGUUUGCUGACGGCAUCCGGAUGCCUCCUGUCAAGCGGCUGCCUGCGGAAUUCGAGUGUUCGUUGUGUUUCAAGGUUAAGAAAUUCCAGAAGCCAUCCGACUGGACGAAGCACAUCUAUGAAGACAUCUAUCCGUUUACUUGCACGUUCCCCGACUGUGUUGGUGAACCAAAGUCAUUCAAGCGCAAGGCUGACUGGGUUCGCCAUGAGACUGAGCGUCACCGACAUCUGGAAUGGUGGGCAUGUAACAUGCCAAACUGUGAUCACAAGUGCUUCCGAAAGAACAACUUUGUGCAACAUUUGGUUCGAGAACAUAGGAAACCCGACCCUACGGCGAAGAAGGCCAGAGGGUCCGCGGCUAGUGGCAGUGCCAAUGCCGCAGCACAUGACACAGAGAUCGCCAAGCUGUGGAAACAGGUGGAAGAAUGCCACCAUGAGACCCAGAAGAAGCCCGAGGAAGAGCCAUGUCGGUUCUGUGGCAAUGUCUGCAAGGACUGGAGAAAGUUGAUGGUACAUCUAGCCCGACAUAUGGAGCGGAUCGCAUUGCCUGUCUUGCGUCUUGCUGAAGAGCACUCUUCAUCAACGAAUAGAACAGCGAAUAUAUAUGAAGCCACCCCCGCGCCGGCACCCUCGAUAUCAGUUUAUAACUCUGUCGAACCGAAUCUAAGUCUGAAUACGAAUGAUAUGGCUGGACUCGGCGAACCCACCAUGUCUGACGGGAAUAUUAGCAGUCCUAUGCAACCAAUGAUGAUGCCAUACGAUCCUCAACAAGGAUCCCACAUGUUAUCACCCACGAGGAGCAUGGACAUGUCUCCAUCAGGCACAACAUACCCACCAGCAUCAGCUUCAUCCUACUUACAACCUCACUAUACACCAGCUCACCGUAAUUCAAUGUCCUAUCCACCUGCGCCUAACGCGAAUGGAAUGGCAACUCGACAACCAACUACCAUGCCAACCGCUUCUAGUAGCAACAUUGGCCCUGUAAUUUAUCAGCAAUUACACAUCUCAACCAUAGGACUCGACGCGCAAGAACCGCUCUACCAAUCCCCGCAAGACACAUGUUUCAACCCAGACGAUUAUCUGCCUGCGUCUACUUCUGUUGGUGUUGCGGGCUACACAUCAGCCCCUAUGGUCAAUUAUACCAUGCCGACGUCCUCAGAAACAGUACCCAACGGUCUGGAUAAUGUAGCGUAUAUGCAGAGCGCGGCAGCGAUGACGGCGGCAGCGGCGCAGAUGCAGGAUAACAGCCAUACAUAUCCUCCGGCUACGUAUCACUUUCAAUGA
This is a messenger RNA of Talaromyces marneffei, 3489 nucleotides long. RefSeq lists its product as uncharacterized. The transcript has 2 exons. Lineage: Eukaryota; Fungi; Ascomycota; Eurotiomycetes; Eurotiales; Trichocomaceae. The coding region runs from base 1 to 3489 and encodes 1162 amino acids. The record is from RefSeq and is a predicted model, not a curated record.